Miniopterus natalensis is the source of this 895-nucleotide messenger RNA. RefSeq names its product thymidine kinase 1 (gene TK1). NCBI's taxonomy places the organism in Eukaryota, Metazoa, Chordata, Mammalia, Chiroptera, Miniopteridae. Gene Ontology annotation, biological process: thymidine metabolic process. Gene Ontology annotation, molecular function: ATP binding; thymidine kinase activity. The record is from RefSeq and is a predicted model, not a curated record.
CGGUCAGGGCUCGGUUCCCGGCCGGGGCACGUGCCCGGGCUGCGGGCUGCAGCCGACUCAUGACUCCCGUGUCACUGGUGUUUCUCUCUCUCUCUCCCUGUCCCUUCCUCUCUCUGAAACCAAUAAUGAUAUAGUUAAAAGAUCGUAAUAAUUCUCCCGCCAGCGCCGCGGGAGCGCAGCGAUUGGCCCGCGCGCACAGCGAUUGGCGCGCUCGCGGCGGAUAAAGGCGGGCGCGCGGGAACCCCCCCGCCCCCCGAGCGCCAUGAGCUGCGUGAACCUGCCCGCCGUGCUGCCCGGCUCCCCCAGCAAGGCCCGGGGGCAGAUCCAGGUGAUCUUCGGACCUAUGUUCUCAGGAAAAAGCACUGAGCUGAUGAGACGGGUCCAGCGCUUCCAGAUUGCCCAGUACAAGUGCUUGGUGAUCAAAUACGCCAAAGACACGCGGUACAGCAGCAAGUUCUCCACGCAUGACCGGAACACCAUGGAGGCGCUGCCUGCCAGCCUGCUGCAGGACGUGGUCCAGGAGGCCAUGGCCGUGACCGUCAUAGGCAUCGACGAGGGGCAGUUCUUCCCUGACAUCGUGGAGUUCAGCGAGACCAUGGCCAACGCCGGGAAGACUGUGAUCGUGGCUGCACUGGAUGGGACCUUCCAGAGGAAGGCUUUCGGGGUCAUCCUGAACCUGGUGCCCCUGGCGGAGAGCGUGGUGAAGCUGAACGCCGUGUGCAUGGGGUGCUUCCGAGAGGCCGCCUACACCAAGCGCCUGGGCACGGAGAAGGAGGUGGAGGUGAUCGGAGGCGCCGACAAGUACCACGCCGUGUGCCGCCUCUGCUACUUCAGGAAGGCGCAGGGCCCGCCGGACACCCGGGAGGACAAGGAGAACUGCCCGGGUGCAGGGUGA